Phalaenopsis equestris is the source of this 1953-nucleotide messenger RNA. RefSeq names its product ubiquitin-like-specific protease 1D. Gene Ontology annotation, molecular function: cysteine-type peptidase activity. The record is from RefSeq and is a predicted model, not a curated record. Gene Ontology annotation, biological process: proteolysis. The transcript is spliced from 14 exons. Bases 52 to 1740 code for a protein of 562 amino acids. Lineage: Eukaryota; Viridiplantae; Streptophyta; Magnoliopsida; Asparagales; Orchidaceae.
CUCACUCAGCCCACACUCGUCCCCUUUUCCCCCCGCUCACCUCACCGGAAGAUGGCCGGCAAGCCUCUCAAUCUAGACUGGAGCCAAAUUCUUCCGGCGGAGGAAGCUGCCGCGCCGCCGUUGGAGUUGGAGGUGGUCCCCACCACGGUGAAUCCCUCCUCAACCUCUGCGCAAGACUCGUCGUCAUUUUCGAUCGAGCAUCUCCUCAGCGAUGUUGAGCUUGAGGAGAAGAUACUUCGAAUGACCAAGUCUUUAGAAUCGGGCAUGGCGAAUAAACUGGCCGAUAAGGGGCAGAAGUUCCAGGCGAACCUUCGGGCUUGUCAGAUGGAGCUUGACCGGAGAAAAGCCAACCAAACUCAGAAGGCAUGCUUAAGUCAGACUCAAAGAAAUACUGCUGAAAAAUGUGAGACAGCUACAGAUUCCAAAGCUACAGAACCUAGUGUCUCAGCAAGCAAAUCCCGUGCUAUUGCUCCAUCAGAAUGCAAUUCAGGGUCUUCUUUUUUCUCCCUGUUUAAUCAGGCUUUGGAGAAAAGGGCAGGUUCUCUGUAUAGAAGCAAGAUUUCAAGUGGCAAUUCAUGCCAGAUUGAUACAGGAACGAAUUUGUGCCAUAUUUCUUCUGAAGCUACUAAAGCAUCUUUGAGAAGGGCAACUUUCCCACCGAAAGACAAGGUUUCCUCUACGGAGAAAAAAAAAUCUUCCAAUGAAAAUUGCAAAAGUAUAAAAACUUCCAGUUUUUAUGCCCCAUGUACAGGAAGAAGAGGUUCUAAGAGGUUGAAGCCUUCUGAUGGGAAGAAUACAUUGAGUUUGAAGAGACAGAAAACUCAGGAUGUUGUUCUUUUGGAUGAAGAAGAUCUACAACCAAAGGAUCUAGACAGAUAUGCUUCUGAUGACAGGAAGGAAACUAAGAUUUAUUAUCCAUCAAGGGAUCAUCCUGAGGCUGUUGAGCUUUCUUUCUCAGACUUGAAAUGCCUGGAGUCAGAACAGUAUAUAUCGUCGCCUAUAAUGAACUUCUAUAUUCGGUACCUUCAGAGGUCACUCUCUUCUGUUAACAAGACCAAAGGCCAAUACUAUUUCUUUAACACUUACUUCUUUGGAAAACUUGAGGAUGCAUUUUCAUCAACGGGUGAUAGAUUUUCGAAACUGAGACGGUGGUGGAAAGGUGUAGACUUAUUUGAGAAGGCAUAUAUCUUUUUGCCAAUCCAUAAAGAUUUGCACUGGAGCUUGGUCAUUAUAUCUAUCUCGGUGAAGGAAGAUGAAAUACGCCCUAUUAUUCUUCACCUGGAUUCGUUGGGUUUGCAUAUAAGCUUACUAAUUUUUGAUGUUGUUCGCCGUUUCUUAACAGAAGAAUGGAGGUACGUGAAGCAAAAUACGUCUUCUCCACAUGUUCACACUGGAGAAAUGAUAUCGAAUGACCUACCUUUAAAAAUUGACAAGAAAGAAAUCAAGGUACCACAGCAAACAAAUGAGUAUGAUUGUGGCGUUUUCGUCCUGUAUUUCAUGGAACGAUUUAUCAAUGAGGCUCCCCAAAGACUCAACAAGAAAGAUCUUAAUAUGCAGUUUGGUAGCAAGUGGUUCCAGCCUGAAGAUGCAUCAGGCUUAAGGAAGCGGAUGCAGAAUCUGCUAUUAGAAGAAUUUGAGAGUUCGAGGCUGCAGUGUGGAAGAGAAGGAAGCCAUGAUCGCUCUGCUAGCAGCUCAUCUGAACCUGAUGAGCAGCAGGAGCUCACUUUUCAAUCUUCUUAAGAGGUAAAAAUUCCUGCUUUCAUCUCCUCUUAUUGUUACAUACAUGAAUUAUUAUUAUUUUUUUAAUUUUUUUUUUUAAUUUAGAGCAUAGAUAAGCUAUUUAGAUAUAGAAAUGAGUUCUGGAAUAAUCUUUGUGGAAAGUUAUAGAGGAUGGGCUUAUAAUAUUGAAACAUACAGGCAGUGUAUAUAGAGAGAUUUUGUUUUUCAGUAUUA